Molecule: messenger RNA, 2230 nt
Organism: Octopus sinensis (East Asian common octopus)
Lineage: Eukaryota; Metazoa; Mollusca; Cephalopoda; Octopoda; Octopodidae
Product: beta-hexosaminidase subunit alpha-like
Exons: 13
Coding region: 247-1983 (578 amino acids)
Biological process (GO): glycosaminoglycan metabolic process; ganglioside catabolic process; carbohydrate metabolic process
Cellular component (GO): membrane
Molecular function (GO): beta-N-acetylhexosaminidase activity
Source: RefSeq, a predicted model, not a curated record
UUCCAUUGAAGCUCUCACAUCUUCGGUGCAUAUAAUUUAUUCCACAUUAUUAAAUUGCUAAAUGAUCCACUCCACUCCGUUGUGCAGUUUAAGAUCUUACAGAGUCUUUCUCAGUAAAACGUUUGAUUUGGUAAACUUAAUCAUACAGGAAAGCAUUUAGUCGUGUGUUUUUUAUUAGUUUAAAAUAUAUUUGAAAAGCUGUAGGGUGUCGUUGUUGUUAUCGUUGUUGCCACGCUGUUUGUGACCAUGAUUGGAAUAUUGUUGGUUUGUUUUGUUGUUGGCCUCCACCACACCACUCUGGCCUACAUCACAUACAUAGAACCGAGAUCGCCACUCAAGGGCCGAGUUCCACCCCCGGGAAGUCCGUGGCCAAUGCCACACCUAUGGAAGAAGUCACCCAAACUCUUCGGUAUCGAUCCUGACCGCUUCUCUUUGACCAGUUCCCUGAAGGAUUGUGACAUAAUCGAUGCGGCCAAACAACGUUACACGAGAUUGAUAUUCCAAGGGAAACAGAACCGAUUCUCAGGACGCUUGAGCCGACCACAGAUUAGAAACCUCCAUGUUGACAUAACGGACCAGAAAUGUCCUCGGUAUCCUCUUAUUAACGACGAUGAAACAUAUGAAGUAAACAUCACCAGUCAAUUGGCGACGGUUUCGGCAAAAUCUGUGUGGGGAGCUUUAAGAGGUUUGGAAACUUUUAGUCAACUGGUGUUUGAACAUGGCAACAAAGAAAUAGUUGUGAACAAAACGUUUAUAAGAGACAGUCCCAGAUUCCGACAUCGUGGUAUACUAUUAGACACAGCGCGGCACUACAUCUCUGUACCGUUGAUAUUGAAGAAUCUGGACGCGAUGUCAUACAACAAGUUCAACGUGUUACACUGGCAUAUCGUGGAUGACCAAUCAUUUCCCUAUGAAAGCCGCACAUUUCCUCAGAUGUCACAAAAGGGUGCUUAUUCCAGUCGUUUCACCUACAGCCAGUUUGAUGUGAGCAGAGUUAUUGAAUACGCUCGUUUAAGGGGGAUCCGCCUGAUACCUGAAUUCGAUACUCCGGGUCAUACGAUGUCUUGGGGUAAGGCGUUUCCCUUCCUGCUGACCCCUUGCUAUGUAGACGGACAACCUGGCCGUGCCAACUACACGCAACAUCACACACACGAGGUGUUCAAUCCAAUUUAUGAAGAAACAUACGAAUUUCUGAGAAGAUUCUUCAAGGAAAUCAUUGAAACAUUCCCAGACCGUUAUAUUCAUCUCGGCAUGGACGAGGUUUAUUACGCUUGCUGGAAAUCAAACCCACAUAUAAUAGAAUUCAUGCGACAGAAAGGAUUUGCCCAAGACGAGUUUUAUAAACUGGAGCAGUAUUAUAUAGAAAGGCUGAUGGCGAUUAUCUCACACCUGGGCGGAAGUUACGUCAUAUGGCAGGAUCCGAUCGAAAAUGGCGCACUGCCGAAAUAUGACACGCUGGUUCAAAUCUGGAAGGAUACAUCGCUCUGGGACAUCUACGAUAACUGGCAAAAUUAUUCAAUGAUGGUGGCCCAGAAGGGCUACAAAAUGAUUCUUUCUUCAUGUUGGUAUCUCAAUUAUGUGAAUUAUGGUCCGGACUGGGAGUCACUGUAUCUCUGUGACCCCACCGAUUUUACAGAUGACCCAAAACUAAAAAACCUGAUGAUUGGUGGUGAGGCCUGUUUGUGGUCAGAAUACGUGGACGCAACUAAUUUCAUGUCACGGCUUUGGCCGAGAGCUUCAGCUGUGGCAGAACGUUUGUGGAGUAAACGAGAAAUAAACAACGUGGAUGAUGCUCAGUUCCGCUUAGAUCAACAGCGUUGUCGUCUGCUAAGUCGAGGAAUUUCCGCGCAACCAAUUAUGAACGGAUAUUGUGAAGAGACACACAACAUACAGCUUUUGGCUUUGGUUUCAUCUCCUGCUGCUACCAUUCAUACUUUUACCAUCAAGUUUUAUAUUUUUUCCACUCUUCUUACUUUUUACUAACAUCAUGUCCUGCUACCCCCCCCCCCACACACACACCAAAUAAACAACUCGUUUAAUUAAUAUUUUAUUAUUUUAAUCUAAUCUCCACGAAAGACCCAUUAUUCUAUUUUUCGCAAUCUUUGCAGCUUUAAAGCAAUGGGCAUUGAUUGUACCAACAUAGAACCAACUUGUUACAAAAUCACAAUUAUAUUCUUCAUUUUCGUCAUAUUUUUCAAAGACUGAAUUGGCAAAUUGGUAGUGACAGGAA